AUGCCACAGGAUAUUGUUCGAGGACUUCGAGUUGGGAAUCGCACAGUCCGCUUUGAGAAAAGUGAACUUACUGGGCGCCUAAGACAAGUUGCUGCGGCAGGUAUUCACUUACUUGGAUUCAAGUCGCUUAGAAAGCUGAAGCCCUGGUGCCAAUUGAAAACGUCGCAGUUUCUCUUUCCUGAAGAAGGUAUGGCCAAAGGUAGCACCCUGUGGUUUACGACGCUCCUCUCUGCCUGCUUGAGGAAGCAAGCCUUUGCCGUGGCACUCUACGUGCACCGUCGAGGGAUGUCACCGCAUUUGGUUGCGCUCGUUCCUCAAGCAGAGAAACUGGAUGAAUGUGGGGCACAAGUUUCAGGUCCAGGAUUUCACGUCCUCUAUCUUCCAUAUCGGGAGGAUUUUAGACGUUUUAAGCUGUCUAAAUGUCCACUAGCUGAACCAGAGAAAGUGGAAGCAGCCAGGGCGAUCGUAAAGAAAUUGUCCACCAAGUACCACCCGGAGGCAAUACCAAAUCCGUCCCUCCAGAGGCACUACGCGGAACUGGAGGCCCUGGCGCUCGAGCGCACCCAUUCCCAUCUCGGCGUUGACUACACACAACCCGACCCGCAACGAAUAAAGGAGCAUGCGGGGAGGGAGAUUGAGCAAUUUGCUAACCUCCUCUCGCAGGCCUCGGAGGAGACUUCCUAG
Molecule: messenger RNA, 684 nt
Organism: Echinococcus granulosus
Lineage: Eukaryota; Metazoa; Platyhelminthes; Cestoda; Cyclophyllidea; Taeniidae
Product: ATP-dependent DNA helicase 2 subunit
Exons: 5
Coding region: 1-684 (227 amino acids)
Biological process (GO): cellular response to X-ray; telomere maintenance; double-strand break repair via nonhomologous end joining
Cellular component (GO): Ku70:Ku80 complex; nucleus
Molecular function (GO): double-stranded DNA binding; telomeric repeat DNA binding; DNA helicase activity
Source: RefSeq, a predicted model, not a curated record